AUUCCAUAAAAAUCACCCUCCCCAUUUUUCCGUUUUGAUUAAGCUUCUUCAACCUGUCUAGUUUUAGAAGCUUUGAGGCAGUUUUCACACAAUGGGAGGUGAAAAAAUGGCGAAAAGACCAUCUUUAGGAAACCUGAUGAGGAAGAGAUUGUCUGAUAUCACCAAUUUACAGUCACAACCCAAGCCUUCAACCCAACACGAAAAUCCUCAACAAAUUUCUCCUGUUGCUGAAGACUACAUUAAUCAGUUAAUUACGGAAAAGAUGACGCUGAUGGAACUUAUCGAGGAGAGAAAUAAGAUCAUUGAAUUGAGUGGAACUGAGUUGCAGAAUCUGAGAACCUGUUUACAAAAAUUACAACUGCAAAAUUGGAACCUUGCCCAAUCAAAUACUCAGAUGUUAGCGGAGCUUAAUUUAGGGAAAGAUAAGAUGAAGGCUCUGCAGCAUGAGCUUGUAUGCAAGGAUGCUCUACUUAAAGCGAAAAACCAGGAAAAUAAGGGAAAAGAAGUGGAUAGCAGCUGCCAAAAUAACUCACAUGUGGGACACCAAGGAGCAGAAGAAUGCGUGGCUAAAGCUAACGACGACAAGCAUCGAGCUCGAAACAGAAGACGAAAUGCUAGAAGUCAAUCUAUGGGCCCUUCAACUACAAGCCAAAGAGAUGGAGCAGAUAAAGAGAAGAUUGAAAGCAAAAGGCGAUGCUUGAGGAGACAAACUGCUAGAUUGAAAUCCCAAGAACCAGAAAUCCUAUUUGAGCUCGAUGAUAUUGGUUUUGCUCCAAUAGUUUCAUCUGAAAGAUGUUCAAUUGGAAGACCAUUGCGCAAAGCAGCUGAAAAGGUGCAGUCCUACAAAGAAUUCCCACUUAAUGUUAAAAUGAGAAGAACAUAUUGAUGCAGUGCACCCCAUUCCUCUUAUUGUAACCUCUGUAUUGUUGUUUAUGGAACUUGCAUUUGUGUGUGUUGGAAUGAUUAUAUUGUAAUUUUAAUAUUGGCCAGAAUAUUUUAGGCCAAACAUCUAAUCAGAAAGAA
This is a messenger RNA of Hibiscus syriacus, 1023 nucleotides long. RefSeq names its product shugoshin-1-like. Bases 92 to 886 code for a protein of 264 amino acids. Gene Ontology annotation, cellular component: chromosome, centromeric region; nucleus. NCBI's taxonomy places the organism in Eukaryota, Viridiplantae, Streptophyta, Magnoliopsida, Malvales, Malvaceae. Gene Ontology annotation, biological process: meiotic sister chromatid segregation; maintenance of meiotic sister chromatid cohesion. The transcript is spliced from 8 exons. The record is from RefSeq and is a predicted model, not a curated record.